AUGCUAAAACAAACAACUCAAUUAAUCGCCAAUUGUGCUCAACGACCUUUCAUUUACGGAAUGAUACAUGUCCCGGCACUGACUGGUUCUCCUUUAAACAAAUAUUCAAUGAAUAAAAUUGUCAAAAUCGUUCAAGAAGAAGCAGAGAUUUAUAAAAAAGCGAAAAUUGAUGGGUUAAUUGUGGAGAAUAUGUGGGAUCUACCAUAUGUGAACAAGGAAAAUUCUGGACCACAUGUAAUUGCUCAAAUGACGAUGGCUUGUCAGGCAGUCAAUGAGGUUCUCGGAAAAGAGAGAGCGACAAUGUCUUUGGGCAUUCAAAUACUCGCUGCUUGCAAUCAAGAAGCGAUCGCUGUUGCUCAAGCUACUGGAUUUGACAUGAUCCGAGUUGAGAGUUUUGUUUUUGCGAGUGUCGCUGAUGAGGGAUGGUCGGAAGCAUGUGCUGGACCUCUUCUUCGAUAUCGAAAAAUGAUUGGCGCCGAUAAUGUCGCCAUUUUCACAGAUAUCAAGAAGAAACACAGUGCACAUGCGAUCACUUCCGAUAUCACAGUUGGUGGGAUGGCUCAAGCAGCUGAGUUUUUCUUAGCUGACGGGGUUAUAGUGACUGGUGAAGCGACGGGGAGUGCUGCUGAGCCAAGAGAUGUUACAGAAGUGAAGGAAAAAAGCCGACUUCCUGUUCUAGUUGGCUCUGGAAUUACAAAGGAAAAUGUGAAUUUGUAUAAAAACUGUGAUGCACUCAUUGUUGGCUCGUAUUUUAAAGAAAAUGGACAAUGGAAGAACAAACUUGACGCAAAUCAAGUCAAUCAAUUCAUGAAUUUUGUUAAUACUUUAAAAAGA
Mesorhabditis belari is the source of this 834-nucleotide messenger RNA. The record is from the annotation of a GenBank genome assembly. NCBI's taxonomy places the organism in Eukaryota, Metazoa, Nematoda, Chromadorea, Rhabditida, Rhabditidae.